Molecule: messenger RNA, 2085 nt
Organism: Lagenorhynchus albirostris (white-beaked dolphin)
Lineage: Eukaryota; Metazoa; Chordata; Mammalia; Artiodactyla; Delphinidae
Gene: FNDC10
Product: fibronectin type III domain containing 10
Exons: 1
Coding region: 1-696 (231 amino acids)
Source: RefSeq, a predicted model, not a curated record
AUGCGCGCUCCACUGCUGCUGCUGCUGCUGGCCGCCUGCGCGCCGCCGCCCUGCGCCGCGGCCGCCCCGACGCCGCCGGGCUGGGAGCCGUCGGCAGACGCGCCCUGGUGCCCCUACAAGGUGCUGCCCGAGGGCCCCGAGGCGGGCGGCGGGCGCCUGUGCUUCCGCAGCCCGGCGCGCGGCUUCCGCUGCCAGGCGCCCGCCUGCGCGGCGCACGCCUCGGCCGGCCGCUCGCUGCGCGCCAGCGUCCUGCGCAACCGCAGCGUGCUACUGCAGUGGCGCCUGGCGCCGGCCGAGGCGCGCCGCGUGCGCGCCUUCGCGCUCAACUGCUCGUGGCGCGGCGCCUACACGCGCUUCCCGUGCGAGCGCGUGCUGCUCGGCGCCUCCUGCCGCGACUACCUGCUGCCCGACGUGCACGACGGCGUGCGCUACCGCCUGUGCUUGCAGUCGCUGCCGCUGCGCGCCGAGCCCGCCGUCGCCUCGGAGCCCGCCGUCGUCCCGGAGCCUGCCGCGUCCGCCGAGUGCGUGGAGUUCGCCGCCGAGCCGGCCGGCAUGCGGGAGAUCGUUGUGGCCAUGACGGCGGUGGGCGGCUCCAUCUGCGUCAUGCUUGUGGUUAUCUGCCUACUCGUGGCCUACAUCACGGAGAACCUCAUGCACCCGGCCUUCGGGCGCCCGGGCCUGCGCCGGCAGCCCUGAAGUGCGAGGCGCCCGCCAGACCGGGCUCUGCCUGCCCGACUAGGGUGCGGGAGGCCCCAGGCCCUUGGCCCGCUCUCCCCUCCCCGCUCUCGCUCCAUCCUGAGGAUCUCCACGCAGGGCCUGCUGGAGAUAGAUGGGGCACCGGCCGGCCCUUCCCAGAGCCUUGGAAUCACCGCACGACCUUUCCAGCUGAGCAGCCGCCUCCCAAACUCCAGCUCGGGACUGGCCCUUGGGCCUGAGCGGAGAUGCCAGCCGCGUGCAGGGCUCUCCCGGCUCUCCAGAGCCCUUGGGGGGAACCGUCAGAGCACAGAGACCCUCUUCGCAAGAGCCACUGGCACCCCCGGGCCGUCACCCUGCGCCUCCAGCCUGUGACGAGUUGGAAAAAACCAGGCUGUCGUUAUGGCUUGGUCACUGUGUGCUUUUCCGACUCAAGGGGGCCACUUGGAACCUGUCCUCUCCCCGCCCCACCCCAAUGGGCUUAGGUAGUUCGUGCCUUAGUAUCUCGGGCCCACUGCGGGAGCCAGCCACCCUUCCAGUGCUGUCCAAGAGGGUCUGUGGCCCCGAUGCUGGCAGCUUGUGCGUGCUUCUGGCCAGAGCCCCCUGGGGACCCUCCCUUCAAGCUUUGCAGGAGCAUCCAGUUUGGGUAAGAAGCGUCCUGCGGUGUUUCCCUGUGUGGACAUUUGACAAGUUGGGAGCCGUGACUUAGCUCGGCAGGCGACCCGGCGUCCAGCUGUUGUUUCCGGGGGUGAGUGUCCCCUGACCUCGGGGGGAGCUGGCAGUUCACCAGGGCUGGGCUCCCUCCCCUUCCUUUUGUGUGUCUGGUGAGGACUUUCCAUGGGGACUGGGGGUCUGAAAGAGCAAUGCCGUAUGCAGAGGGUGAAGGUUAGAUGCCAACUUGCCCAGCUGGACCUUCCACUGUGAUCUGGACCCCAAGCCUCAACCACGGCAUGACGGACAGCACCACGCCACCCCAUCCCCGAGCCAGUGGCCAGCUGCCCCGGAUCUGGCUGGGUGCUGCCCCCUGCCCUCCUACCCGCUCGCCGUGGACUGAAGGCUGGCCUUGCCCCUCUCCGGGCAGACCUGAGCACCUUGGCCGAGGUUCCCUCCUGUGCCAGCCCCCUGACGAUGCUGGGCGCUGGGAGGGGCGAAGCAUGGCUCGCCCGGCUCUGCGUGAGCCCCCGACUGUGGCUGUCCUGGACCCGACACAUCUGGAGUCACUGUGGCGAACUCCCCCUCCCCCAGCAGCCACCAGCGACCCUCACACCAGCAGCCUGGCUGGUGCCCCUGCAGCGCCCACUCCCUACCUCUCUGUCUUUGCUCUGCCCGCCCCUGGCGUGGCACUGGUGAGGCGUGAGCCUGGCGCCAGUGUCUAAAUGUCCAUCAUUCUUA